AUGAGAGCCCUAUUAAAUCUUUUCAAACGCUUUAGCAUCAUAACUGUUGUUCCUCGUAAUGGUUUUUCAAACUCCAGCUUCCUCUGCGCCUCCAUCUCCAGUUCCACAUCCUCUCCAAGACCAGUGGAGCUCAUCCAAAGCAAAACCACGAACCAGAUAGCCCUCAGUAUCUCGUCCGCCUUGCAAAAAUGCACCAACCUGAGCAGUGUCAAGAAAGCACAUGCAAAGACCUUUGCUUUUGGUCUCCAACAUGACAAACAUUUAUCGAUCAAAAUUGCCAUCUUGUAUGUUUCCUUUGAUAAAGUUGACACUGCAAAUAUUGUAUUCGAGUCUACACCCAACCCAUCAAGUUGCUUUUGGAAUAAUAUGAUACGGGGCUAUGCCACUGAGGGCCAGUUUGGCCGGUCCUUGGGACUGUACAAUAAGAUGUUGCAAGAGGGUCUAAUACCCGAUAAGUUUGCAUUCCCUUUCGCGCUUAAAUCUUGUGCAGGAUUGUCCAAUUUGCAACUGGGGAAGCUGGUUCACCAGCAUUUACUCUGCUGUGGGUGCACCGAUGAUCUUUUUGUUAAUGCUGCUUUGCUUGACAUGUAUGCAAAGUGUGGGGAUGUUGAAAUUGCACGGUUGGUAUUUGAUAAAAUGGCAGUGAGGGAUUUGGUUUGUUGGACUUCCAUGAUAUCUGGGUAUGCCCACAACGGUUAUAACAGUGAGACGCUCGAGUUUUUUAAUUUGAUGCGUGGUUCAGGGGUAAAACCCAACCGGGUAAGUCUUUUGAGUGUUCUUCUAGCUUGUGGUAGUCUGGGAGCUUUAAGGAAAGGCGAAUGGUUUCAUAAUUAUGCAAUACAAACUGGGUUUGCAAAUGAUAUCCUUGUUGUGACAGCUGUAAUGGAUAUGUAUGCGAAGUGUGGGAGUUUGGAUUUGGCUCGUGGGUUGUUUAAUGAAGCAGCAGGGAAAGAUGUUGUUUGCUGGAGUUCGAUGAUUGCAUGCUAUGGAAUUCAUGGGGAUGGAAGGAAGGCAAUUGAUCUUUUUGAUGCAAUGUUAGAAGCAGGAGUAAGCCCGAACCAUGUGACGUUCACCUGUGUUCUUUCAGCUUGUGGUCAUUCAGGAUUGCUAGAAGAAGGCAGGAGAUAUUUCAAAUUGAUGAAAGAGGUGUUUCGGAUUGCCCCGAAGCUCAAUCAUUUUUCAUGUAUGGUGGAUCUUCUUGGCCGUGCUGGACAACUAGAUGAGGCAAAAAACCUUAUAGAGAAUAUGCCAGUGAAACCUGAUGCAACUAUAUGGGGAUCUUUACUUGGAGCAUGCAGAAUAUAUGGAAAUCUUUAUUUGGCCGAGAGAGUUGCAGAUGUUCUUUUUCAUUUAGACCCAUUACAGUCUGGCUAUCACGUUCUACUCUCUAAUAUCUAUGCUGCUAAAGGUCGAUGGAACAAAGUCGAGAUGGUGCGGAAUUUGAUGGCCAGAAUCGGAGCCAAUAAGAUUCAGGGAUUUAGUUUGAUUGAGUUAAAUGAUAGAGUUCAUAGAUUCAGUGCAGGAGAUCGGUCUCAUCCUCAGUCGGAUGGGAUUUUAUCUAAGCUUGAGGAGCUGGCAGCAAAGAUGAAACGCUUGGGUUAUGUUCCCUUGACAGAUUUUGCCCUUCAUGAUAUCGAAGAGGAAGGAAAAGAGGAGGCACUUUCUUACCACAGCGAGAGGCUGGCUAUUGCAUUUGGUCUCAUUAACACCAACCCAGGGACUGCAAUUCGCGUCACAAAGAAUCUUAGGAUAUGUGGAGAUUGCCAUAAUGCAAUUAAGUUCAUUUCAAAGAUUGUGAAACGGAUCAUCAUUGUAAGGGAUAUGCAUCGGUUUCACCAUUUUGAGGAUGGGGCUUGUUCGUGUAGAGAUUACUGGUAAUCACAUGGAUAUCUCUGGUUCUGCUUAAUUGUUAGGUAGCUGAGUCCGGCACGCGGGUUUCUGUAAGUUGCUUAGAAGCUUGCACAGAGAUGUAAAUCCCGAUUCAAGGAAACUAUCUUGAAUUUCUCACCAUGAAAUUUUUCUUGGUCGACAAUAUUAAUGUAUUAUGGUCCUUAAUUGACCGUCUUUGAUAAUGAAUACC
Molecule: messenger RNA, 2080 nt
Organism: Juglans regia (Persian walnut)
Lineage: Eukaryota; Viridiplantae; Streptophyta; Magnoliopsida; Fagales; Juglandaceae
Product: pentatricopeptide repeat-containing protein At4g21065-like
Exons: 1
Coding region: 1-1878 (625 amino acids)
Biological process (GO): RNA modification
Molecular function (GO): RNA binding; protein binding; zinc ion binding
Source: RefSeq, a predicted model, not a curated record